AAAAUCCAACAGUCAACAGUCCGGUUCCCAGCGAUCGCAGUUUCGAAUCAUCAGGAAUUUCGAAUUUGGAUUGGGAUCUGCAGAUUUUUUUUUUUAGUCCGCAACUAAGACUAGUCACAGUUGGAGUCACUAGCAGAGCGAAGAAGAAAAACAAAGCCAUCAAGAUGUCGCAGCCACUCAAGUUCUACUUUGAUUUUCUGAACCAAUCGAGCCGGGCGCUCUAUAUCCUUUUGGAGGCUUCCAAAAUUCCCUUCGAGGCCAUACCCAUUUCGAUGCUCAAAGGUGAGCACUUGACUGGCGAGUUCCGGGACAAUGUGAACCGGUUCCGCAAGCUGCCGGCGAUCACGGAUCACGGCUUCCAGCUGUCCGAGAACGUGGCCAUCUUCCGGCAUCUUUCCCGCGAGAAGCUGGUGCCGGAGCACUGGUAUCCCAGGCGCCACCUCGGACGCAGCAGGAUCGAUGAGUACCUGGCCUGGCAGCAGACGAACAUGGGCGUGGCCACCACGGAGUACUUCCAGCAGAAGUGGCUGGUGCCCUAUUUGCAGAAGACCCGGCCAGCCGACAAUGCGGUGAAUCUCGCCAGCAAGCAGCUGGAGCACACGCUCAACGAGUUCGAGCAGCUCUUCCUCAACUCCCGCAAGUUCAUGCUGGGCGACAACAUCUCCUACGCGGACCUCAGCGCCAUCUGCGAGAUCGACCAGCCAAAGUCCAUUGGGUACAACACCUUCCAGAACCGCAACAAGCUGGCCCGCUGGUACGAGACGGUCCGCGAGGAGCUGGGUCCCCACUACAAGGAGGUCCUCGGGGAGUUCGAGUCCAAGCUGAAGGGCAGUGGCAGUGGGCAGCACCAGGGCGUCGCCCAGGCGGUGAAGCAAUAGCCGAGGGACCCGUCCACCCUCGGACUGUCCACAAAUCUUGUUUAGUUCCCUAAGACGUUCGACUAUUUAACCCCUGACUUUUUUUUUUGUGAUUAUAUGUGCUCUUCCCCUAUCCAUUAAGUUUUAGCCCUCCCAUAACUAUACUUUCUUUCUUUUUUUUUCUCUAACCCCAUAAUUUGUACAUCCUUGUUUUCCUGCGAAAAAAACUUAUGUAUAACUUUAGAACUUAGUUGUUAAAUAUGUAUCUUAAUUAUUCGUAUAUAAAGUACGCUUAUGAUUGUUAAA
Messenger RNA from Drosophila ficusphila, 1163 nucleotides. It is a transcript of the gene GstT4, whose product is annotated as glutathione S-transferase theta-3. Lineage: Eukaryota; Metazoa; Arthropoda; Insecta; Diptera; Drosophilidae. The transcript is spliced from 4 exons. The coding region runs from base 165 to 878 and encodes 237 amino acids. The record is from RefSeq and is a predicted model, not a curated record. Gene Ontology annotation, cellular component: cytoplasm. Gene Ontology annotation, molecular function: glutathione transferase activity. Gene Ontology annotation, biological process: glutathione metabolic process.